Messenger RNA from Phaeodactylum tricornutum CCAP 1055/1, 1170 nucleotides. RefSeq lists its product with no specific name. Bases 1 to 1170 code for a protein of 389 amino acids. The record is from RefSeq and is a predicted model, not a curated record. Gene Ontology annotation, molecular function: ATP binding; proteasome-activating activity; ATP hydrolysis activity. Lineage: Eukaryota; Bacillariophyta; Bacillariophyceae; Surirellales; Neidiaceae. The transcript has a single exon. Gene Ontology annotation, biological process: proteasome-mediated ubiquitin-dependent protein catabolic process. Gene Ontology annotation, cellular component: proteasome regulatory particle, base subcomplex.
AUGGAUAUGGAACAACAGAAGCAGGAACUUGAUUUCUAUCAGGAAGUCAAGGGCCUUGAAAAGCAGCUCGAAUUCGUCUCUCUGCAAGAAGAGUACCUGAAGGACGAAAUGCGUCACCUGCAGCGAGAACUUUUACGGGCAAAGGAAGAGGUUCGCCGCAUUCAAUCGGUUCCUCUCGUGAUUGGACAAUUUAACGAAAUGAUCGACGCCAAGUACGGCAUUGUUUCCAGUACAGCUGGUUCCAAUUACUACGUCCGCAUCCUUAGUACCCUGGAUCGAGAGCUCUUGAAGCCUAACACGUCUAUUGCAUUACACCGUCACUCUCAUUCUGUGGUUGACAUUUUGCCGCCGGAGUCUGAUUCGACGGUUAAACUCAUGUCUGAGAAGCCUGACGUGACUUACAAAGAUAUUGGUGGGAUGGAUAUACAGAAACAGGAAGUUCGCGAAGCGAUCGAACUUCCUCUCCUCCAACAUCACCUAUACCAGCAAAUCGGAAUUGAUCCUCCCCGGGGUGUCCUUUUGUAUGGGCCUCCCGGUACAGGAAAAACCAUGAUGGCAAAGGCGGUGGCCAACGCUACCAAGGCGACCUUUAUUUCCAUGGUUGGGUCCGAGUUCGUGCAAAAAUACCUAGGUGAAGGUCCCCGUAUGGUGCGUGACGUCUUCCGUUUGGCGCGGGAAAAUUCCCCUUGUAUUGUCUUUAUUGAUGAGAUCGAUGCCAUUGCGACCAAGCGGUUUGAUGCUCAGACUGGGGCCGAUAGGGAAGUCCAGCGUAUUCUCCUAGAACUGUUAAACCAAAUGGACGGUUUCGAUCAAACGACCAACAUCAAGGUCAUUAUGGCAACCAAUCGUGCGGACACGCUAGAUCCUGCGUUGCUACGUCCGGGACGGUUGGACCGUAAGAUUGAGUUCCCCAAUCCCGAUCGACGACAAAAACGCAUGGUCUUUCAAGCCGCUACAACCAAAAUGAACUUAUCGGACGAGCUGGACUUGGAAGACUACGUGAACCGGAGCGAAAAGGUUUCGGCGGCCGACAUCUCGUCGAUAUGCGCCGAAGCUGGGUUGCAAGCCGUGCGUGAAAAUCGGUACGUCGUAUUGCCAAAGGACUUUGACGCGGCCUACAAGAAAGCUGUCAGCAAUCGUGAAAAGGAGCACAAUUUUUAUACUAUGUAA